AUGGCUUCUCCACGGUUCGCUGUGCAACAGGCUCGCCAUGCGUCGUUCUCCUCGUAUCUCGUCACCCCUAAACAGCUCAAUGAAGCUCUUAAAAAGAACCCCCCAACAAAGAUCUCGACUUCUCCGAGGGUCAUACCCCUCUGUGCCGCAUGGUUUAUGCCCAAUGAUCCCGAGGGCCGUAAGGGAAUUGACUCUUUCCGCCAAUCGCGCAUUCCCCAAGCACGCUUCUUUGAUAUCGACGGCGUCAAGGACCAUGAUUCACCUUAUCCUCACAUGCUCCCAACUUGUGAGACCUUUGCAGAGGCUAUGAGUGAACUGGGAAUUCGCCGUGAUGACGAGAUUGUGGUUUAUGAUACCGCUGAGUUGGGAAUUUUCAGCGCCCCGCGUGUAGGCUGGACCCUGCGUGUGUUUGGUCACCCGAAUGUUCAUCUUCUCAAUAACUAUCGCCUCUGGAUUCGCGAGGGCCUUCCAACUGAGAGUGGUGAACCCGUACCUGUUGAGAAGUCGAACUAUCCCGUGCCGACCUAUGACUCCAAAAUCGUGAUACCUUUCCGUGAAAUGAAAGAGCUGGCCUUUGACUACGGCAAGGAAGGCGCCGAAGAAAUCGAGAUCUUGGAUGCUCGGUCUUACGGUCGCUGGGCUGGAACCGACCCGGAGCCGCGCCCUGGACUCUCAUCCGGUCAUGUUCCUGGGUCUAAGAGUAUGCCUUUCCAGGAACUGCUGGACCCCGAGACUAAGACCUAUCUGCCCGCCGAGGAGCUGAAGAAGAUCUUUGAAGACCGCAAGGUGGACCCCUCAAGGUCGAUUAUCAGUACCUGCGGCACGGGAGUGACCGCUACGAUUAUUGAAACUGCCCUUGGAGAGGCAGAUUUUGGAAAUCCCAAUCUCCGCCGAGUAUAUGAUGGCAGCUGGACAGAGUGGGCUCAACGAGUGAAAGAAUCGGAUGGAUUAAUCAAGAAGGUUAAGCCCUAA
This is a messenger RNA of Penicillium macrosclerotiorum, 972 nucleotides long. Its product is annotated as sulfurtransferase. Gene Ontology annotation, cellular component: mitochondrion. The coding region runs from base 1 to 972 and encodes 323 amino acids. Gene Ontology annotation, molecular function: thiosulfate-cyanide sulfurtransferase activity. The record is from RefSeq and is a predicted model, not a curated record. Gene Ontology annotation, biological process: transsulfuration. The transcript has 2 exons. Lineage: Eukaryota; Fungi; Ascomycota; Eurotiomycetes; Eurotiales; Aspergillaceae.